This is a messenger RNA of Neospora caninum, 5553 nucleotides long. RefSeq lists its product as hypothetical. Lineage: Eukaryota; Apicomplexa; Conoidasida; Eucoccidiorida; Sarcocystidae. The record is from RefSeq and is a predicted model, not a curated record. The transcript has 15 exons. Bases 1 to 5553 code for a protein of 1850 amino acids.
AUGCAGGCGCAUCAACCGCAGCCCUUCCAAGUGUUCCCCCAGCAGGCGUACCUGCCUCCUCUGACCCCGUCCCCUUCCGACGUUUCUUCCCCAACAGGCCUCCCGCAGUCGGCGGCAGCUGCGUCGAGUGCGUGCACGGGGGCGCCCGCGUCCGUGGCGCGCGCAGCGCCCCGACGAUCUCGAGCGGAACGCGGUCGGCCGUCGGCAACUCGAAAUCCGCGACCUCAAGAAGACAUUUACAAGCGCACGUACAGCAGCGUGAGUCGCAGUUCUCGACGGAAAGCGGAUCCGUCUGGCGACGGAAGUUCCGGACCGGGGUUCGACGGCACCUCAGAGACAGAAGCUGCUGACGCCUCCUCGUCGAUGUCAGGCGACUCUUUUCCUCACCUCGCUUCCGGGGGUGGCGAGAGCGACGCCCGAUCCUACGCGCCUGCCUCUCCACCCGUGCCUGUCGACCCUGCCUCUUCUGUUCAUCGAAAUAGCUUCGACUGCUCAGGCGGAAACGCCUCGCAGAACCCCACCGGCGACGCGGAAGCCGCAUCGCCACCGAUGCGAAGCGUCGGCGCGGGCCAGCCAGGCCAGGCCGACGAAGCCGGCGCCCAGCAGGGACAGUCUCCCGGAGCGGGAGGCGCUCCGGGAGUCCCAGGGACGCGCCCGAGCUGGAAACGGAGACCUACGCGGCGACGUGAAGGCCUGCGGCUGAGGCCCCUGGACGACCAAGAAGAGCGCGUCCUCCCGGACGGGAAACUGUAUGCAUAUCUGCUCCAGCGCGACAAGUUGGCGUACAAUCUCUGGCGCAAAGAGCUGCAGCGGGUGUCGGAAGAGACAGGGUGCGCAGUGCCCGGGGAAGGCGCGCAGGCCGCGGGCGCAGCCGGCGCGCUCGCCGGUGCGGCAGUGGGCGGGGGCCGUCAAAGGAAGAGGAAGGAAAACGCGUCGACUCUUGAGCCUCCGCGUCGUCUCCUUCGGACACUUCGGCCAGAGGACGAGUUUUCCUGGGAGGAGUUGAACCCCGAGGGCGUUCUCGUCGACCUCCCGUCUGCAGGGGAGACACCUGGGGCUCCAGAUGGCGAGGCGACAGGCGCGAAGGUGGAGACCGACACGGCCGACGGUGUGGCAGAUGCGGACGCAGAGGGCCAGAGCGUGAAGGAGGAAAAAGAGAUCAGUCCGCCGGUGUGUGGAGAUGGAGAGACCAAUGAAGCAGGGCGAAGAGAAGGAAAGGAAGAAGAAGAGGACAGCCGAGAAGAGGACGAGGCGAAAAAGUAUCAUCUCGAGCCGUACGACGUGUCUCUGGAGGAAGAGGAGGAACGCUGCCUCCCGCUGCAGAUGCCCAACGGAGUCCAGAGACGGAAAGACGACAUGAGUGUGGCGGUGGAGGAAAACCCUCACUGGGUCAUCAUCUGUCGCUUCCUCUCGUUCUUUGGAGCGACGAUCGCGAUGGAAGACUGGACCUUCGCGGCUGUGCGAGAAAUGGUGGAGGCGCCGGAAUCUACGGAGUUUGGCGCGAGGUUUUUCUCGCGCAUUUCAGCGCUGUUUGGCCGGCGCUACACUCCCGGCAACAAUCUCGUCCGGUUUCUGUGCAAGAUGCUCGACGAAAGAGACGGGACUGACUUCAACGCCCUAUUCCCUCUCGACAUCAACCCUUUCACUGUUCGCACGUGGGAGGAGGUUCGACCGUAUCAGCGACUGCGAGUGAUGCGUCUCUUGGUCAACCGGGCCGUCGGCGAGUCUACAGCUAUUCAGCAUUUCGUCGAGGGACUGCGAGACGAAAAGCUGGAGGAGCUUCGAGAUGGAAGUUUCUACGUCGACGCGGAUGGGUACAUCUACUGGUUUAUUCGGGAACCGCAGAGUACUGGCCUUCGCUUCUACAAGGAAGACCAACGAGAAGGGACGUAUGAACUUCUGGCGUCCAGUGAAGAGGAAUUGACGCAGUUCAUCGAGAGUCUCCAGGCUCAAGCGACGCCCGACUCCGUUUUCAUUGACAUGCUCCAGCAACAGGCGCAGGAAUUCCGCCUGGCUGCCGCCACGCUGCUGCUCCGCCAACAGCAGCAACGCCAGCAAGAGCAGCGACAACAGGCGCUGCAAAUUCGCAUGCAAGCAGCCGCUGCCGGCGGCCUGGACGCCUCCACAGUCGGCCUCACCAACGCCGCGACUCCAGGCAUCGGCCCAGGCGCUGGCGCCGUCGACUCCGCGGGGCCCUUCCAGGAUGCCUUCGCCGCAGGCAGCGGAGCUCUCGGCGGAGAAGCUGCUGGAUGCCCGAUCGAGUAUCGCAUCAUGAUGAGAAAUCGCCUCCGCGGCCCCCGAGAACGAGGCACUCGCUUGCAAGCGCGAACGCAGCGCAUCGAGAUGCAACAGUUGGAAGCCAGCACGCCGUCAGUUGAGGGGUUUGGCGGUGUUGAGGGGUCUUCCGCUUCGCCUGCGCAAGCUACCACUCCGUUGUUUCUGUCCCCCUUCUCUUCCGCUGUGGGGCCGUCUGGGUCCGGCGCCAUGAGCUCGUCGUCUCACCUCUCUUCGCUCGCGUCGCUCCCGACUCCGCCUGCCUUGGGGUCUGCUUCGCCCUUCCUCCCCUCUGUGGGCGCCUCGGCCUCGUCUCUGUCGUCCGGCUCCUUCUCCUUCCUGCCGUCUUCGUCUCCUCCGCCGUUCUCGUCCUCAGCGAACCCGCCGUACUCGCUCUCGUUUUCUCUCGCCUCGGCCGCCUCAGCCGCCGCCUCGUCCGGCGGGGGGACGCCCGCAGCGGCUGCAGCGGCUGCGGCGGCGCUCGCGGCGGGCGCCGCUGCGGCGGGGGGAAGUGGGGGCGGAACGGCGGCGCCGAUUCUGCCGCACUGUCCGCUGUUGAUAUCCACGUCGUCUCUCCAGAACGCACUGUCUCCGUUCUUCGCACUCAGCAGCCAGACCGAGAAGGAGACGCGCGAGAAGGGGCCGCGAAAGGCUGGCGACAAGAAGGGCCGAAGAGCCUUUACGUUGCCGCCGCUCUGGGGCUUAAAGGGUGGACAGAGUCUCGGAGCCUCUCAGCUGAUGGCGGGGAACGCGAUCUACGCGGCGCUUCAUCUAGCGCUGAUGACCUACCCGGCAGCCUUCGACUCGGGCGCGUCGCCCCAGUCUCUGCGGGAGGCGGACGAAGAAGGCCUCGACCGCGAGGGCGAAGCCGGCGCACAGAGCGCGGCGGGGCCGGAGGACGAGGGCGCCGAUGCGCGGCGCGAGGAGGAGAAGAAGGACGAGAAGCCCGUUGGAGACCGGCGCCGCAUGGAGGAAAACCUGCGCCGUGGAGAGUCGAUUCGCUUCGCCGUCCAAGACCGGCUGCUGAAGAACAUCGGACGCACCGUCGACCUUCUCGAAGACUUGCGGGAGGCCGCAGCGCGCGGCGAAGAGGAAGAGGGACAGAAGGGACGGAAGGCGAGGACCGACGGCACAGGCAAGGACGGCUGCGAGAACCAGGGGAAAGGGGUCGCGGACAAGAGCGCAGCGGACGCACAGAACGAGGACGCCUCUGCGAAAGACGGGCAAGAAAAGAGCGAAGGCAAGGCUCUCCAAGAAGACGAGGCCGGGGACUGCAAGAGUGAGGACAAGACCGAGGACGGAGAUGAGCGAGGCUCCAAGGCGGACGGAGACGACUCCAAAAAGGGAGGCGAGGAGAAGAGCAAAGAGGCGACCGCAGACGGGGUGAAGGGCGCGGUAUCCGCAUCGCCAUCUGGGCCCAAAAGCGCGAAGAAGAAAGGCUUUCCUGGAGCAAGUCCCCUACGCGCGCUGGGACAGGCGUCCGUGACUGCUGCUGAUGUCCUUGCCUUUUUCAACACGAUCUGUUGGGCGGGCCGGCGCGAGAAGCCGGCGAACGAGAAGGCCGAGACGAAGACCGAGCGUCUGGAGUGGGAACAGAAAGACCAGGCAGGUUCGGCUCCAGCUGAGAAGGACGAGGCACGCGGCUCGGAGCCGCGUGCCUCAGGUGUCUCUGCGUCUGUGAAAACCGAGGAGACAGAGCCGCUCGCAGCGAAGCAGACGCCGCAGGCGUCGUUGGAGCUCGUGGAAGCGCGGGACCGUCUCCCUGCUGGCCUUCUUUCCGCGGCGACGGCGGCGGCGACGCUUUUGGAGAAGAACGAAAUUCGUUUGUUGGCCAAUGCUGCGGGGAAAAGCCAGGAGGGGUCAGCGGCAUCCUCCCCGCCACCCGCGGGGCCUCCGACCGCGGCGCAUGCUGCCUCUGUGCCUUCGCACCCGAGUUCCGUGGGGUCUGGUGGGAAGCUCCUGGGGCAGCCGCCGAUGCGUCCGGCGUCCCAGCCGCUCGCCAAGGGCCCUGUGGUCGGCCAGGCGCUGCCUCCCCAGGCUUUCUUCAACGCCUCGGCGCUUCCUCAGGGCGCGGGCCAUGCGAACCCCCUGCAGGCGCACGCCGCCGCGCCGCAGGGCGCGUGGGGCCCGGAGGGCCAGGGCGACGCGCGGCGGCGCGAGGAGGGGGACUCGGCGUUUCACCAGCAGCUCCUCCGGCAGCAGCUCUUGGCGCAGCAGCGCAUGCAGGUGAAUUUCCCGGACUUCUUCAAGCUGCAGAACGCGCAGAUGCACUUGCAGAGCCAGCGCAUGUACAACCAGCAGCAGCUGCAGCACGUCCACCAGCAGCUGCAGCAGCUGCUCUCCCGGCCGGAGUGCGUUUCUUUUCCGCGCGAAGAGAACGCGGUUGGAGCAGGCAGCCGAGCGGGCGCAGACAGCCGCGAGGAAGGUCGCCAGGGCGGGGCGGACGCUCAGAAGCACCUGGAGCAGAUGCAUCAGUUGAGGAACCUGCAAGUGCAGCAGCUGCAGCUGCAGAUCCAGCAGCUCUGUCUGGAGCAGAGGAAGAUCCAAGACCAGCAGCAGCAGCUGGCGAUGCAGAUGUCGUCCUUGUCGCAGGCUACAGGCCAGAUGGGAAGCCCGAUGGGCGCCCAGCCCUUCUUCUACUCGCCCCAGGGGGGGCCGAACGUCUCCGGGCCACAGUUCGGCAACGUCCAGCAGGCGUCGUCGGGGAACGCCCACUUUGGCGCGGGCGUGGUGUCGGGGACGCAGUACGCGCAGACGCAGCACGUAGGUCUGUCGCUCGGCGCGUCUGCGUCGGGCUCUGCGCCGUCGCCAGGCAUGCAUGAGGCCUCCCGAGGCGGCGCACACGCGACGCAGGGUGUGCUCGGCUCGUCCGGCAUGGGGACUUCGUCGAGCUUGAUGCAGCCUGGGAAGAACCUGCCGUCGGGGCCGGUCACUGCGGGCAGUGAAGGGACGGGCGGCGAGGCGGUAGAGGGCCGGGCGCUGGGCGCCGACCGCGCCGCCUGUGGCCAGGAGCCGCAGGCGCCCUUCUCGUCCUUCUCGUGUGUGCCCCACGCGCAUGCGCUGCUUCAGCAACAGAGACCACCGCAAUACACGCAACAGAAUUCUAUGCAGCAACAGAAUUCUAUGCAGCAGCAGUUUCAUCAGAUGCCGCCUCACCCGGGGAGUGCCGCGCCGAGUCCGGGCGGAGAGCCGGGGCUGAGUGUCGACGCGUUUGCUGGGCUGCCGAGCCAGGGCGGGAAUAUCGUUUUUAACGCCUUUUCAGGGAGCACAGGUCAAUGA